Frieseomelitta varia is the source of this 5829-nucleotide messenger RNA. RefSeq lists its product as uncharacterized. The transcript has 15 exons. Gene Ontology annotation, molecular function: heparin binding. The record is from RefSeq and is a predicted model, not a curated record. Bases 135 to 5648 code for a protein of 1837 amino acids. Gene Ontology annotation, cellular component: cell surface. NCBI's taxonomy places the organism in Eukaryota, Metazoa, Arthropoda, Insecta, Hymenoptera, Apidae.
AUUUCGCCUCUCAGUUUAGGACACGCUGAGAACCACUAAAUUGAUCAAAAUAUUUAUCCUAUUCGAUCAUUUGUAUCGAUACGAUCAACUGCUAGAAGUUUCUCGACAUCGUUCGACUUAAUUAUAUCGUCAGAAUGUCCUCGCCAAUUCGCAACUACUUUGACAAAACGUUCUGGUUGUUUCUUUUUCUCUGUGCAAACGCUGCGACUUGUUGGAAUAUUUUAAAAACUUUAGAUCAACUUGCGGACAUCCGCUUGCCACGAGUUUCACGAAAUUCCGAAGACGAAUCGUUAAUUUGGAUGGAAUACGAAUUCGAUACAGGCGCUGGCAACAGGGAAGAGCUUAUAGUGACGGACAUUUCCGUUCAUGAGUAUACAAAUUUGCCAAAAACAGCGACGAGUUGGCAGUUCCUGGAUGUAAAUGGUAUCAGUUAUCUGUUUCGAGUUGAGAAGUCCAUCUUCUUCGUUUAUAAAUUCGAUCUGGAUACGGCUGUGGUCAAUGAUUCCGUGAGUUUCGAUCUAGAAGGCAUUAUAUUAACGUUUCAAGUGAUCGAUCUUCAUUCGGGACCUGAUGCUGUGGCCGUUUUCUGCGUAGAAUCGAACGAUGGGACGAUAUUAUCGUGGCACAGGCUGAAAAAUGGAAAUUCCCUUCAAUUCGUUCAGUCAUGGACAGUACAGAAACGUAUAAAAGACAUGAAAUUCAUUCAGCACGAAAAGCCAUAUAAAAUAUUACUGUUAAAUGACAACGAAUUACAUCCUGGAUUGGAAGAUCCGUUCAUCGACAUGUAUGGAUUUGACAUUGACUUUUCAACCAAUACUUUCAACUUUUGGUUCUACAAUAGAUUUUCCAUACCGAGAGCAUUCCACGUUCAAAUAUGUCCCACCGACGAGGAUAUUUUACUAGCUAUUCAAGGCAGGAAUGAUAUUUCGCUCUAUAAAUACAAAACUACCAUCGAGGGAAGUAUCUUUCAGUAUUUACAAACGAUAGAGUCGUACAAUUUGAGGAAUUUCGUCUGUUUUGAGAGCGGUUACCUCCAAUUUUUGUCAACGUCCGGCCCGGAAGCUGGUCUUUUUCACUUGGUAAACGGUGAAUUCCAAUUCAACACGGAGGCUGAGUCCAACUUCGAUAUUUCAGAAAUCUCGUGGGUGACGAACGUAAAAUUGGACACGUAUCGGGACGAGUCAUUGUUACUGAUACAACUGAGAAACUCGACGGUGAUCGCCCUCGCUUGGCAAGGCCUGAGUUUCAAAAGAAUCUCAUUGCCUAGCAAUGUUCUCGACCAGCUCGAUCUCGCCACGAUUACGCCACUUUCGAAGCACGGGUUCAUCGUGGACAAUCGAAUUGUAAAAUUUCACGUGCAACUGAAGAAUCUGAAACACCCGAGCCAAUCCACUACCGAGAGGCUACUGGUCUUGCAAAGUUUGUUAAAUGACACGCUGAAUCAUCAAGAGAGGAUUCUCAACGAAACGGAGGCACGUCUGGAGAAGAGUUACUUAAAAAAUCCGGAAAUUACAGGAAUUUGGAACAUUAGCGUGGCGAACGUUACGAACGCAACUGUGUCCGACAACGUGACUUAUCACUCGGUCACGAUAGGUGGCACGAACUUAACGAAAGAGGACCUGAGACUCAACGUGAGCGAUUUUAGAGGAAGACUGACGAGUUUAGAGCGGAAACUUGAUGAAAUCGAUUCAAUCUUGAUGAACGCCGUGGAAAUCAAUCCGCGUUCCGUUUCGGACGUCACAAUAUUUGGAAAUAUUAUCGUCACCGGCAAUUUAAAUGUGGUAAACCUAACUGCACAGUCCAUCAAUGACAUCAACGAGACAACUAUCGCCGAUUUCGUCGAUAACAGAGAUGUAACAGCUCGUUCCGUGAACGGUAUUCCAAUUGAAAAUAUUCAGUUCGGUGAUUCUGUAGAUGACUAUAGUGGCGUGGAAUUUUAUAAAAUAAAUCGUGCUCAAGUGAAUGGAAAUCUUUCGUUUUCUAUGAUUAAUGGAAUUGACUGGACUAUACUGAUGAGAGACAUUGUGUGGAAAAACAAACGAAUGCACAUCCCUGGAGAGACUAUCAUCGAAGGAACGUUGAUCUCAAAUAUUUUCAAGCUGGACAUUCUCGAUAAUCUUCUGUAUCCAGAAGACUAUGUCUUGGAGAAUAGCGUUAGCUCCGUGGUCGUAACCGGUUCGAAGUCGUUUGAUUCGAUGCUAGUGUCGCAGUUGGAAGAUGUAGCUACCAUAAACGGCAUAGACUACGAAGAUUUCGUAAUUUUGCACAAGGACAAUGUUUUAGAAAAGAGCAUCACCUUCGAAAACUUAACGAUCGAAGGAGAGUUCUGGAUAGAUGGUGAUAUAUCGGGAUUUAAUAUGGAAAACGCGCUGUUGUUGAACGAAACUUCCGCGAUUUCACCGGACGUUAUAUUUUUCAACUUGAACGUUUUGGGAAACGUCACGUUCGACGCGUUGCUGAUGAACAGACGUUUACUGAAUUUAGAGGACCUGCUGUUGAAAACCGAUGAAAACGUUGAAAUCACUGGAACUAAAAUAUUUCUGAAGAACGUCGGAAUGAAAUCCAACGUUACCAUCACAUCCGGCAUGGUCAAUGGACAUUUCCUGGACGAAUUCGUCACUUUGGACACGGAUCAAGAUUUUCCACAUUUAACAAAGAUACUGUCGAACGUUACUUUUAGAAACGUGACAUUCGGAGCGGCGAAGAAGUUCGAGACUUUCCUCGACGAAAACACGAAUUCAAGCAGCUGCUUGGACAGAAUCGUCGUAUUUGAAUCGCCGAUUACCGUAGAUCAGCUGUCCUUCGACAGAUUAAACGAGGUUUCGUUUAAAGACUUCGAUCGGAAGCUAAACGAAACGUUUGAAAAUGUUAGCUUUGAGAAUUUAACGACCGAAAUAUUAUUGGCUGAAGAAAUAACGACAAAGGCUAUCAAUGGUAUUGAUUUCGAUACUUUCACGAAACGUUCAGAGCCUUUGAACAUUGGAUCCGUGGAGCAGUUGGAAACCGAUCGUUUGAACGUGACGUUUAUCAAUGGAAUAUCAGUGAACGAGAUCAAUCUGCUGAAGGAUCGAUUGAAUGCAAUUUUUGAUGGCAUUUGUAACGGAAGCAUGAGAUUAAACUCGCUUCAAGUGACAGGAAUGAUCACUACGAAUUCAGUUAACGGGGAACUUUUAACAGAUUUAUACAGUAAAGAUGAAAUAAACACUGUGAUCUUCAAGUCAGACACUUUCAUCAAGAAUUUGACCAUCCUGGGCUUGAUGAAUGGUUUCAACUUUUCGGAACAUGUGUCUGACACGAUUUUAAAGUCCGAUAGAAAUAUAGCGAUCGACGGAUAUAAAAUAUUUGACACAAUCCUUUGCCAUCAACUUGAGACAAGCUUUUUGAACGGACAUCCUGUGGAGAAUGUUCUAGAUCCUUUCAAAGAACAAGUGUUAUCGGGUCCUGUUGCCGUGAAUGGUUCCGUGACAGUUCUUGAAAAAUUUAAUACAACUGGAAGUAUCGGUGAUAUCCCAUUUUACAAUCUGAUGGACAGAUUCAACAGAUUGGGAAACAGUAGUUACGAAUUACACGGAGACGUUCGUUUCUUGAACAAUGUGACUGUAAACAAUCUUUACACGAUAGGAUUAAUCCAAGGGAAAAAUUUCGACGACUUCUUGAACACGAUAAUUUUUAACAUCGAGGAUAAUCUUAUAAUUUCUGGCACGAAAGUGUUUCAAAAUUCAGUAAUUUUUAAUGACAGGCUCGUAGUACGCGACAAAUUGAAUAACAUUGAUUUGAAAAGAUUCCAACAGAAAGCUAUCUUCAUCGACCAGCCAUUUUCUGUUAAAUCAAAAAUUAUUUUCAAAGAUGGUAUAAAGAUAGAGAAGGAUCUUGCAGUAUCGAGAAAUCUCAAAACAAAGUCUAUUAUGGGAAUCGAUGCGAAUAAUCUGUAUGAUAAUGUUCUGAUUCUCGACAAACCUAAUUAUAUCGAAGGGAUUACCACAUUUACUAAUGUGAGUUUCGAAUCUGACAUUCAAGUGGGGAAAUUCAACGAUUUGGACAUGAAAUUGUUAAUACCACUGAACGCUGAACAAAUUAUAAAAGUCUUGAAAUGUGACAAUGUUACUGCAGAUCAAUUACAAAUUUUAGGAAAGGUCAACGAUGGAAACCUGCAGAAGAUUCAAGACAAUACUUUCAUGAUGACUGGGAACCAGAACAUAUCAGGACAUUUCAAUUUUCGUGGUCACGUUUAUGUCCGAGGGGAUUUCAAUGCUCGCAUUAUUAAUGAUAUUGAUCCGACGAAUAUUAUACCUUUGAAUUCGAAAAGUUCUAUAAACGGCAACUUCAUAUUUGAAAGACCAAUACUUUUCAAUCAAAGUCUUCGAGUCUUAGGCUACUUGAACGGCAUAGAUCCAUCUCGAUGGGAAGCAGUGGCGGUCACAGCCAACAAUUUAGUUCCACAGUUUAUCUUAGGUAAAUGGACCGUGUUUGGCAACGUUUACUUCGAGAAAGGAGCAUCGGGAAGCGACAUGUUAAAUCGCGUGAACAUCACAGAAUUGUCCAACGCUUUAGCGAAAAAACAUUUGGAGAUGAAUGACGUAUUGGGAGAGAAAAGUAUGAAUCUGGACAGCGUGUGUGAAGAUUUACGGGAGCUGAAACGCUACGCAGAGAAACAAAUUUACAAGUUCAAUGCGUUCGAUUAUUUGCAGAUCAUCGAGUUCGACAGAGAUAUAGUUAGCGCUCAUUAUUUCGAGUUGGAUAACUUGGACUACAUAACGAUAAGCUACGAUAGCUGUCAUAUGCGUGUAUACUCGUUCAAUGGAAUGAAAUUCGAGUUGGUCAACGAUAUCUCUGAUUUCGGAGUGGUUGAACAAUGGACCACUUUCAAACACGACGGAGUUUUAUAUUUCCUCACUUCAGGACGAAAUUCUUGCGGCAGGAGCCCUGUUAAUCUGUGGAAAUUGAGAAACCACGAGUUCGAGCACGUUCUAGAUUUCGGUCAUAACGUAGAUGGCAAGAAAGUCUAUCAGGAUGCGUUCCUCAUGUUAAUUAAUGGAAAGGAACAAUUCCAAUCGUCUGGGAGGAUGAACGAAGAAUUACAAAAGUCUCUAUCGUCUACGACAGAUGACGAUAAUGUUCAAAUUAUUUUGGACAAGGACAAAAUGUUGUUCACCAGUAAGAACGUUGUCGAUAAGUAUAACGUUGACCAUUCUACCAACAUAACCGUUGACGUUAGAAAUGCAGAAACUUUGAAUUUCAAAACUGGAAUAUACGAGAAGGACAUGUUUUUGUAUUAUGACAAAGAAGUCAGCGAGGAUCGCAUAUUCAUUUGUAAUAAUGGCACAAAAUGGAAGAAAAUCGUUCAGACGAUAAAAGCACAUAGGCCAACGUCCUUUACUAUCAUUAAUUUCGAUGGACUGAUUGAAACACUGCUUGUCUUUGUUGAAAACAGGAAGAACCUUCGAAUUUACGAGUAUAAAGGCAUCCAAGGCUUUCUGUACAGAGACAGUAUAAGAAUGAACGUUGAUAAAUUAUUUACCUUUAAAAUUAGAAAAUAUCCUAAUUUAGCAAAACGAUACUGUCUAGGUUUAGCUUAUGGAAAUAGAUUAACCAUUUUAGAAGCAAAAAUGUACGGCGAAAAAUUAGACAUGGGACCGUUAACGUGUUGAAAACAUUAUAGUUGCCUGGAAAAUAAUUAAUUAAUUGAAAAUUAAUUGAAAAUUUUUUUUAGUUUAGUGCGUAUAAAACUAUUGAGUUAGAAUCAACUGAUAUUAUAUUAUAUUGUGUUAUACAUUACACGUUGUAUUGUAAUUGAUUGUACAUACGAAUAAUAAGCAUAUGAUUAUGAAA